AUGGUGUUGGGCACCUCUUCCUCCAUCUCCCUGUUCUGUGAAGAGGACAGUGGCAGCAUCCUUAGGCGCGAUGACUAUGAGGCGCCAGAAACGGGGAGGGAUCUUGAUCUGUCAGGCUUUGCCAGGUUGCAGUUGGAGAGCGACGAGCUUGUAGGGUUGCUUAUGGCCAAGGAGAGGGAACAAUUCACUGAAACCGCAGCCAGAGUUUACCUGGAGAGGCUGAACAAUGGAGGAUUGGAGCUUUCCUGGAGGACCAACGCCAUCGACUGGAUUUGCAAGGUCCAGAGUCACUACAGUUUUGGACCACUCUGUGUAUACCUUGCGGUGAACUAUCUGGAUAGGUUCCUAUCCUCAAAACAACUCCCUAACGAUGCACCCUGGGCGCAGCAGAUUCUGGCAGUUGCUUGUGUAUCCCUUGCUGCCAAGAUGGAGGAGAUUGUUGUUCCCCAGUCUGUAGACUUUCAGGUUUGUGGUGCCAAGUAUGUGUUUGGAGCAAAUGCUAUUCAAAGGAUGGAGGUUUUUGUGCUGAGCACUCUGAAAUGGAGGAUGCACUCUGUGACACCCUUCUCUUACAUUGAUCACUUCCUUGACAAGUUCAACGCGGGGAAGCCGCUAACUCAUGGUCUAGUCUCUCAGUGCACCAAGCUCAUACUCGACACUCUGAAAGCAACAAAGUUCCUUCAUUUCAGACCUUCUGAGAUUGCAGCAGCCGUAGCUCUUUUAGUGGCUCCUGAAGCCCAACUUCCUGGCUUCGAUAGCACUUUCGCUGGUUUUAAAAUUCCAGUUGAUAAGGGAAAUGUUGCAAGAUGCUGUGAAACAAUGCAAGAGAUGGCACUAGCGAAGAAGAACGUGCACAGGAGUGCAAGUCCUUCUGGUGUGCUGGAUGCCUCAUUAUGCACAUCUACCAGUGAUGAUAGCAUAACACCCGGAUCAUCACAAACAAUCAACAGCGACAAUGUUAAUGACAACCAGGCCUGUUCCCCCGCUUCCAAGAGGGCAAGGCUAUCCUAAGCCUCAAUGC
Lolium rigidum is the source of this 1021-nucleotide messenger RNA. RefSeq names its product putative cyclin-D2-3. Bases 1 to 1011 code for a protein of 336 amino acids. Gene Ontology annotation, cellular component: cytoplasm; cyclin-dependent protein kinase holoenzyme complex; nucleus. The transcript has 6 exons. Gene Ontology annotation, biological process: mitotic cell cycle phase transition; regulation of cyclin-dependent protein serine/threonine kinase activity. Gene Ontology annotation, molecular function: cyclin-dependent protein serine/threonine kinase regulator activity. Lineage: Eukaryota; Viridiplantae; Streptophyta; Magnoliopsida; Poales; Poaceae. The record is from RefSeq and is a predicted model, not a curated record.